AGGCUGUUUCCUGCUGUCACGCACCGCGCCGGAAUCCUCAGCCCGAGCCCGAGCUCGAGCUCGAGCUGGAGCUGCGGACGUUGAGGCGGUAGAGCCGAGCGCGAGCUUGAUCCCAGGGGUCCGCUGUCAUGUGUCUGGAACCGGCGACAUGGCGAGUCAGCUGCGACGGCAGCACCAGGAGCGGAAACUGUUAAUGGUCGGCGUGAGGGCUGACUGGGCGGUGAAUGGGCUCGGGGAGUGCAGCCCGGCUCCGGCGCCUUGUUUACCUUAGUGUGGCCGCCUGGCAGACUCUCAGGGCCGGCUCCCGGAGAAUCCACCUCCCCGCUCCCUGCUUUCUCGGAACCCCCACCCCGGGUUUAUUAUGUUCUUCAUAAAGAUGGCGGAGGAACCACAGGCUGCAAACUAAUGACUGUCAGAAACAUCGCUUCAAUUUGUAAUAUGGCCCCUCUCCACGGUGAACUGGGCCACGGUCUUCUCCACAUCUGCUGUCAGGAGGGCACCAAUGCCUCUGCUCUGGAGAAAGACAUCGGUCCAGAGCAGUUCCCAAUCAAUGAACACUACUUUGGUUUGGUCAAUUUUGGAAACACCUGCUAUUGUAACUCUGUGCUGCAAGCUCUCUACUUCUGUCGACCAUUUCGGGAAAAUGUACUUGCAUACAAGGCACAACAGAAGAAGAAGGAAAAUCUGUUGACCUGUUUGGCAGACCUGUUCCAUAGCAUUGCCACCCAGAAGAAAAAAGUUGGUGUGAUUCCUCCCAAGAAAUUCAUUUCUAGGCUACGUAAAGAGAAUGACUUGUUUGAUAACUACAUGCAACAAGAUGCACAUGAGUUUCUGAACUACCUAUUGAACACCAUCGCUGACAUCUUGCAGGAGGAAAAGAAGCAAGAGAAACAGAAUGGGAAGUUGAAGAAUGGAAAUGCAAAUGAAAUAGAAGAGAACAGUAAGCCUGAACCGACCUGGGUGCAUGAGAUCUUUCAAGGAACACUCACUAAUGAGACACGAUGCCUGAACUGCGAAACGGUUAGCAGCAAAGAUGAAGAUUUUCUUGAUCUUUCAGUUGAUGUGGAACAGAACACAUCAAUUACACAUUGCCUCAGAGAUUUCAGCAACACAGAAACACUGUGCAGUGAACACAAAUAUUAUUGUGAAACAUGUUGCAGUAAACAGGAAGCUCAGAAAAGAAUGUGUGUCAAGAAGCUACCCAUGAUCCUCGCAUUACAUUUGAAGCGGUUCAAAUACAUGGAACAAUUACAUCGAUACACAAAACUCUCUUACAGAGUAGUGUUUCCGCUGGAGUUGAGACUGUUUAAUACAUCAGGCGAUGCUAUUAAUUUGGACCGCAUGUAUGAUCUGGUGGCAGUUGUUGUUCACUGUGGCAGUGGCCCUAACCGUGGACACUAUAUAACUAUUGUGAAAAGCCAUGGCUUCUGGCUUUUGUUUGACGAUGAUAUUGUUGAGAAAAUUGAUGCUCAAGCAAUUGAAGAAUUCUAUGGUCUGACUUCAGACAUUUCAAAAAACUCAGAGUCUGGAUAUAUUUUAUUUUAUCAGUCGAGAGAAUAAAUUGUAAAGUAUUGGCCUGAAUAAUCAGGUGGAUAAAUAGUUAACUAGUCCAAACAUGCUCAGGCCAUUGCCAACUGAUAGUUAGGACAUAUAGUGCUUUCAGGGCCCUUUUUUGUACAGGGCAUCCGAACAGGAUUCAUGGUCGUAUUCCAGGCAUUUGUCAGCUACUAGCAAAUGUGAUCUUACAAAAGAGUUCUGUAAGUCCGUAGUUUUGGCAAGGGAAUAUCCAGUCAAAAUACUAACAAAGGUAAUGCAAGUAUGCAUGCAAGUCUUCCCUAGUACAUGAAAGUAAGCCAGUAGUUAUGGUAAUAUUCCAGAUGUUGUUCACUGAGGUGCAUUUUCCUUUGCUGAUCCAAUAUGCUCAUUUGUUUCACUAAUAUCAGACCUUCAUGAAGAGGUCAUUUAUCUUCCCUCUUCCCCGUCUGCUUCUAAAACUAUUGAAGUUGAAGUUUGUCUGUCUAAAAUGACUACUAAUUCACUGGAUUUUAGGGUGGAAUUAAUUGAUUGUAUUCUGGCUGAUAAUGUGUCUAUCUCAAUGUAAAUGAAAAUAAUACGGCAUUACAGACUCAUAAUUUUUUAAAUAUUAGUUUCCCUUUAAAAAACAGAUUGGUGUGUAGUGGAUGUAUAUCACAGAAAAUAUGACUUGGUUAACUUGGUUCAUUUCAGUUUUAUCAGCACCAAAUGAUGAUGGAUUCUGAUUUUUGCAUAUGUAAUAAGGUCCUGUCUACUGAAAGAUCAAAAGUGGGGGAACAAAUCACAGACAUGCGUUACUUUAUUUUAAUAUACAAUGAAAUUAGUUUCAAGAUGAAUUUGGACCUCGUGAGCAGUCACCUUUUAAAUGCUGCAGUAUUGUAUUUGGCAGCAUUUAAUUGUUUAGGUUUAUAUUCUAUAAUGGGAAGACACCUAUAGCUGGAUAGUACUAAAGGAUCAUAUUGAUCGUUGUUAAUCAAGUAUAUUGUAUGGUUUUUUGGAAUGUAUUCUGGUGUUUUUGUUUUAAUCAUAUCAUUUAUGGGAAUACAAUAAAUGUAUUAGAUGGAAUAGAAUGGUAUUUCUGCCAGAGAUUUGAGUAUCUUAACAAAGUGAGUAAACCUGUUGGAUGGCUUAUAACUUUAAAAGGAACAAAAAGUGCUCCGUCUCAAAACUGAAAUCUCAUUUCUGUAUACUAUAGAGUUUAAAAACAUAUUGUGUUUGAUGUACUAUGUUGGUUCAAGUGUCUAUUAAUCUCAUACUGUUUAGAUUAUGGUUCAGAUCAGAUUAGAUUUGGUUUAUACAGUACUAAUCAAAUCAAAGUGCUUCUUAAUUUAAAAUCCGACAACUAACAUUUCUGUUUGCAAAUUUGAGGCUUCUUUUGUCUUUAGGUUUUUACCCUCUACAAAAUAUUUAUUGUUCUCUUAUUGACUUUGUUUCUAAAUUCACAUUCCUAAGAUGGUCUACAUCAGAUUGGGGUAUAAAGGUGUUGCACACAAGAAACCUUGAGCUUUAAAAUAGCAAACUGUAUUAUGUCACCUUCCUGUUUUCCCUCUCUCCAAAAAUUUAUCUUGGCAAUUGGUUGCUUCUGUUGUUAUAAUUGUUUACUUUACACUUUUUUAUGAUGAGCUCCUAAAGUAAGGAACAUUUUAAAAAUUGAUGGAGAUCUAGUGGAAUAGGAAACUUCCUACAGAUUUUUCCUUUGUUUACCUUUCCAAACAAAAGUCACUGCAGUACAAAAGAAGAAAGGCAGCCAGAGACAGUUCAUUAACCAUAUUUUUAUAGCCUUUUGUGCAGUCAGUGUUUUGUAAACCUCAUUUUACAUUGUUCACCUUGGUACUUUUUGAAUUUUCUAGUUAUUAUCUUUCUCAGUUAAGUUUAAAGGGAGUCUUAUUAUUUGACUGGAAUGUUUCUGCAAUCAGAUUAUCCUGGAUCUCAAUUUAGUGUGCUUUUCUAACUUUAAGAUCUAUAUUACGUAUGAGUUUAUUAUGACUAACACCUGUAGCACUUGCUUACAUUGCCUAGUAAUAAUACACGAUUUCUAUAAAGCCAGCCUCAAGCUCAGCCAAAGGUUUCUUUGGCCAUUUGAAUUUGUUGAGGGAGGGAAAAUCCAUGGUAUGUAAAAUUACUUCUGUUGAUCCUCCGUACACAGUUGUCCUAUGAACUUGUUAUAUCCAAGUCUUGUAAAUGUAAGAAAAUAUGGUCAAUAUUCUUUAUUCUCUUAUUAUCUAAUUCUCUAGAAUAAUUGUUUUUUAAUCCAUGGAACCUAUUUAAGUGAUAUCUUGAAACGGUCUUCUUGUAUAAAAGAGGCUUUUCUAAAUGUAUUGCAGGAUUUUUCAGCGUUAAUGUUAGGUGUUACAGUUUCAAUGAUAAUACUGGCCAAGACUUCUGGACUGUUUUGCUGCACGAAUUAACUAAAGCUUGUUGGAUUUAUCAACAGAUCUUGGACUGAGUUAGAUAGGAAAGACUUUUGGGAAGCAAAAUGCAUUUAUGCUAUUUACUUGUAAGUCGUGUGCUAAUCAGAUUUUGUUUGGAAUUCCUACACCUUCCCACCGUAGCCUCAGCAAUAGAGUUUUGACCUUUUAGUUGCAGAGAUUCUGUUUGACUUUAGUGAAGAUGUUUAAAGUUUAACCGUCUCUUUCUUUCAACAAUAAAGACUUAGACAAAGAUAAUCUAACUUUACUGAAAUGAAUUGGUCUUGAUACUAUUUGAGCCUGAUGACUGUCAGACUUGAGGGUGCUAAUGCAGAAUUUGGCUGUCAUUAACUUCCCAUUGUCUUACCAAACUUAGAUUAAGUAUUAAACUAGCCAAUAAAAGCAUGUGGUGGCCCUCAGACAAACAUUGUCCCCCUAGAUGGUUGGGUGAUUGAGAUUGUCAAAUAUCUGUGCCUUUCAUUUCAGAUGCCCUUACUGUUUCUCCUGUUUCACAGGUUCAAGUGAGUCACUUUCUUGAAAUUUGCAUCCUAGUUCAAGAAAGCUUUGAGUGUAGAAGUGUAUUUCCAGACAGAAUCCUCUCUAGAUUAAUGAAUAACUCUCAUUCUGAAACUAAAGUUCAAGAUGGCAUAAUUUCACAGAAAUCUUUAGGGAGCUGCUCUUCCCAGAUCUGAGAAGGUCUGAGAGGCAUUUAUUUUGAGCUUGGGUGCAGGAGGAAUGCAAGAAACACCGUCAUAGACAGGAUCCUGCACUUGGAUCUUAAAAAUGUCUCGCACCACAGAAAUUACUUGAGCCUCAAUGUCAAGGAAUUAGCUGUCAGCAAGAUUCACUGUUAUUUCCCUUUUUUUUUUCAGCUCUUGCCCACUUUCUAUCUUCCUUUGCGAAGGUGGUCUUCUCUAGCUUAGAGCAUCUCCACACUUUUUUUUUCUUUGCUUUAAUCGUUCACUAGUGAUUACUGCUAAAGAUUGUGAGCAGCUGGUCAGCAAAUUAUUUUUACUGGAAAGACCAAACUAUCUACCAUUGCCAGCACAACAUGGUGUUAUUCUGUUUUUAUUUGAUUUCCACAUCCACAGUUCUUUGUUUUAGUUUAAUGUUUAACUCUCAGCAUUCAUAAGUUUUGCAGUUUGUACAUCUGAGCACCUGUUUUGUGAUGGCACAAUUCCUUUGAGUGUUGCAAGUAACUCCUUUUCACAAUGAUUGCCAACGCUUUGAAAUUCCAACAUAUUGAUCAAGAAAUUAGUAAAUGGUUUGAAAUAGUCUUCAGACCCAAAUAUUAAACUGACAAUAGUUAGGCAUAGUGCUGUAAUCUGAUUUCCCCUACUACCCAAGAAAGUUUGUUUUCACUGAAGUCAAACAAAGAUCGGAAUCUGGAGCACCAGACUAUAUAAAAAGGACAGGAUCAGGCUACAUAAAAUAAAAAAUAACUUGAACAGUACAAAUCAAUGUGAGCCUGUAGUAAGCAAGAUUGUCAGUGACAGUGAGCAAGACAUGCUUUAUUUUCUUAUUUUAAAACUUGUUGAAAAUACUUUUGUCAUAAUGAUACACAUUGCAGUUGUGUGGAACAACACUGCUCUUGGGAAAAGGAAAUGUGGUUGACUGUUUAGCCCCUUCAGGCUAUUUCAGCAAUUAGUUGGAUCAUGGCUUUUCUAUAUUUCAACUGUUUGCCUUGGCUCCCUUGAAACCUGUACCCAACAGAAACGUUAUUUCUCUCUGCUCUCUUGCUUGAAAAUUUCAAUUGAUCCUGUAAACAUAGCUUUUUUUUUUUUGGUAGUGAUGUUGGGGAGCAGGAAAGAUUUGAAGAAUUCCUGAUUUUCACAUCCUUAUGUGAACAAGUGCUCCGUGAUUUCACUUCUAAUUGGCCUAGUUCUAAUUUUGAGAAUAUCAUCUUUCGCAAUUAUUGUAAAAGCUCUAAUUUCAUCUGUACCUACCUAGUUAAAUCCCAUUAUUUUGCAUUCUUGAUUGUGAAUCCUCAACCUUUUAAACUCUAGAUAAUGAAAAAGAGAUUUAUGCGACCUGUCUUCAUAACUGAACUGUAAGUUCAGGUAAAUCUAUAACUACAUCUGUUAUUCUGGCCGAGUUCCACUAACUAGCUCACAGCAAAUGUUAAAUCCACAGAUUUGCAUCUAUGCAGUUUCAUGGUUAUAUAGCACAAUUUCUAGAUCUAGAGUUUAAGAAAAUUGAUUAAUUCAACUGAAUAGUUUCUUCAAGAUAUCAGUUUCUAGGGAUUUAUCAUGAGUCCAAUUAUUCUCUCCAGUACCGUUUUAUUAAAACAAUCUCUAGGUUAAAUCCAGUAAGGUUUUCCUUUUAACUUAUUGUGUAACUGAGACUUUGUAUUUUGACCUCUCCUUCCAAUAUGUACCAGAUGGAGAGUAUUUUAAUAAAUUGGCCAUUUCCACAUGUUAUUUAUAUAUUAAUAAAAACACCUUGUAGUUUUUUAGAUUCCAUUCAAGCUUUUUUUUAUAUUAGCCUUUUCUCUCCAUUUGCUAAUUUUUAUAGUUCCCUGGUAUUCUGGUUGUCAAAUGAAAUGUGUACAAUACCUAUAAAUGAACCUUUUCUAAUCUAUUAGAAUUUGUUCUUGGAAUUCUGACAACAUAAAUGUUGAGCACCACCUUUCAAUGUUUAGCUGACCUCCUAGUUCACUAAGUUCUUUUCUUUCCUUUUCAUAUCAAGAACUAUUGUUAACUCAUCAGUGAGAAGGUUAGUAUCAUUUGACAUCCACAAUCCUCACUAGUCUCACUCCUAUUAUCAUGCUGCAAUCUUUAGUUCUCAGGCCUCCCUACUGAGCAUUGGAUAAACAAUCGAGAUUUUGUACAAAGGAAUAGACUGUUUCUAAUGGAGCACCAGAUAUAAAAUAUAUCCUGAGCCUUCGCUUUGAAGAUGCAACUCUAGAGAGACCAAUUUUCCUCAAAAGCAGUGACUUUUUUGUAUUUCUAGGUUUCCAAUUUUUAAAGCCCACAAUGGAAGGGAUUUAUACACAGGUAUCAAGAUCGCAAUGACUAUCUUUGACCCAUGACUUGUCAGUAAUCCUAUUGGUUGCUACAUAGUAGCUCUGCCUCAAGAACUCUUGAGAAUUGAUGUGGUUACUAUUACCUUGCAAAAGGACAAGAUUAGCACACAAAGAUGUCUAAUUAAUCAAGUAAUGAUUCCAAAACACUAGAAAACCAGGUGUUCUCUCUCUUUCAUGGUUAACAUUUUUCCCUCAACCAAUAACAUAAAAGCAAGUAUCGCUUCAUCUUUUUGUUCAUGUGGAAUGAUGUGGAUCUCUGGAGAAGCUGUUUUUAAUUACAUAAAUUAAUGCCAUCAUGCCAAUGGUGUGCUAUAAUUUUUCAAGUAUUUCAAUCCGAUUCAUUAUUGACAAUAAUAAUUGUCAUUUGUAAGAGUCCCUGAAUAAUCACUUGUCCAACAGCUAGUGUUCUUCAAUUUAUUUAUUCAUGUAUUGUAAGUUUAUCUGAUCUAUGUAAACCGUUUCAAUUAUGUUCUAUAAAGACACUAUCUUUCUCCAUUCUUCACACUGGUCAAUUUUGCAUUAGUCUACCAUGCCUUGAGAAUCCAGAAAAACCAGUAAUAACGCAAUAUUCCUGAUUUUCUGUGAUGUCCUGUUGCAAUUUCAACUUUGUGUACAAAUUCAGCAGCCAUAACAUUUUUAGUCGCUUCCAAGUUUUUAUCUCAAUAAAUAACUACUCAAAUUAUAUCAAUGACAACAUAAGAUCUUCCAUUAUGCAAUCAAAAUGGUAAUCCCUUUCAUUGCAAAAGAACAUUGUGUUAGUAAAAGGAUAGACAUUUGUUGGACAGGCACUUGUUUCCUAAGGCAACGCAACUUGAAGCAGACUUGUGAUAAGGUUAUUAUCAGCAAAUUGGAUCAUAAAUUGUAUCUCUACAUAAACUCUUCACUCAGAAAAACACUUACUUGUGCAACAGUAACAUUAUCCACUAAAACGAUUGGUUUCACAAUACCUUAAGUCCACCAAUUGGUGUGACUUUCACACUUUUGCUCAUUGUAUUGAUUACACAGUACAAACUGACAUAGGCACUAAUCAGAUAUCAAUAUUUACAGUUUGCAGUUCAUGUUUCCAUUUUAUUUUCCAGUUUUCUGUAAACAUUUGUAUCUGGGAGAUGAAUGAAUUUUAAGCCCUGUAGAUAUGGCUUUCUUUUGUCUUUUUUUUUUAAAACUCCACAUACAAAGGCCUCCUGAUAUGUUCCUUUUUGUUCACAUUCUGUCUUGAUACUCUAUCUACAGGAAUUAAAGUUUGGAUCAGGCUGAAACCUUGUCGGUUGGCAUGCAGUGUCUAAAAUGGCCACACUUAGUAAAAGUUUGUUAGGCAGAAUAUCUGAUGGUGUUUUUUAACCACUUGAAUGGUUGAGCAUUAAUUUGUAUUUGUCAAUUAAACAAUUGCAAGGAGUUUACCUAUGAUGGAUAAUCUUCUGUUGGUCCAUGUGUGCUGUAUAAAUGUUUAACUGUUGUUUGGUGUAGCACAGUUAGCCCUGGAGUUAUGUUGAAUCUGAAACAAUGUUACGAGGUCCCUGCCAGCAAAUCAUUUGCACUAUUAACGGUGUGUAUAACGAUGCUUAUAAACGAUGAUGGCCCUUGUCAAAAUUCUUGCUCAGGUUCAGCUGAAAUGGUCAAGUGAUGUGAAUAAACAAUGGGGUAGAAUGGGGAAAGCUGAAAUUUUGGUCUCAGUUGGCAGUCGUGUCAGUCAAUGUAUGAUUUCAUUUCACCAAUGUGCAUAACAGAAUAAUCACAGGGCAAUACUAUUCCUAUUCAAGUUCAAAAUAUUUGUGUAGUUUAUAAAUUCAAAAUUAACCAGGAGAUAUUCAAGUAACUCAAAACUGAGGUACUGUAUUAGAUGUUGAAGAAAGAUUUGCAGAGUUUCUUUAUUGAAUUUUUUGGAUGAAACUGAAUUAUUUGGGCCUAUGGAGCAUCCAUUUUUUAAAAAUGUUUGUUACUUGAUUGGGAGUUUGUGUAGGCAUGUGGAAGAAAGCUUUGGACUUUAAAUAUUAGUUUUGACAUUGGUGUGCAUAUAUACACUUGAGAAUAUUGUUCUGAAGAGAGACCAUAUUUCCCCUAUUUGCAUCUAACUAAGAUAUGACCGUCUACGUAUCUACCAAACAUUUGGCAGUGUAGGGGGAGGAAUAGGCAAAUGGCUGAGGCUACCACCUGCAAAGCCCGUUCUGAUAAGACUGAAAUCUGUACCUAUACCUUCUGUCCCACAUAUACUGGAGUUAACUUGUGCUUGUGUUUAAUUUUUUUUUCUUGUUCAAUUCAAAAUCUUGCCAGUUUUGCAUUUGUUUCUGUUAUACAUUCCAGCUACUGGUUGAUUCAUUGAGGUCUAAUAACUAAUCAUCAAAACUUUUGCACUCAACUUAUUAGGCCUUCAGAUGUGAGGAUACAGAAAAGCAAUGGUUUUCAGCUGUUUAUACAUUCACUCCCUUUAGUGAAAAGGCCUUUUUGUCUGUUAAAUCUUUUGGUUUGAAUUACAAGCAACAAAGAAGUAAUUUGACAAAUUCAUUCUUCAGUCUUUAUUUGUAGCUUUCCUGCUAGCAUGUCACCUUUGAUUCAAGGUUUAAGCACAUUGUUGUGUUUGGAUGUUUGUGCAACAAUAUUGAUUAUGUUUGGUCUCCAAACAAAAACCACUGUUAAGUCCUUUCCUUUUGAAGUGUGGGCAGCUUUGCUAUUUAUUUUAAAAACCGAAAGUACUGUGGAUGCUGUAAAUCGAGAACAAAAACAAAGUUGCUGGAAAAGUUCAGCAGGUCUGGCAGCAUCUGUGAAGAAGAAAAACAGAGUUAACGUUUUGGGUCCGGUGAUCCAAAGUUCUGAGGAAGGGUCACCAGACCCAAAAUCUUAACUUUGUUUUUUUUCCCCUCACCAGUGCUGCCAAACCUGCUGAGCUUUUCAGCAACUUUGUUUUUGUUGCUAUUUAUUUUAUUUCUUUUGCUGUUAUUAAUUGGAACCUUAUGAUGUAACUCAAUGGCUGUCAUUGUGGGGGGAGAAAUAAAACUGGGUUAGUGCAAUUUGAAGCAACAAGACAAGGCACAUUUGGACGGAACAAAUUGCUCAAAUUCAAUGCUAUCCAUGUUUUGCACCUACUAGCAAUAAUCUAAUUUCUAUAUGUGGUGCCAUGACUUGUACAAUUGCCUUCCAAUCAACACAUUACUGCAGUUUUUUUUAAACUCUACUCCUUUUUGAAUGCUGAAGAAGGAUGCUGACUUUUUUAAAAAAAAAAAAAGUCCAGUUAGCCCUUUACUGGCAAGCUGUCUUUUUAAUGCAUACACAUUUUAAUCAAUCUAUAAUACUGCUGUCAUUGUUGCAAUAACAAAUUAAAUGUUACAAUCUGAGGUUAAUUCAAUGAUAUUUUUAUUAGCACAUCCCUGUACUUGUCAUUCAGUGCACGCUUUAUACCUUUUUAUAUAUCCUAGUUUGCACACCUUGAAUAAAUCAAUGCUGCAAAAGUAAAUGUUUUGAUGGUACUAUUUGUCUGUUUCAUUGAAUGCAUCUUUCUACAUUACCAGAAUCUUUUGAAUUGAAGAUAUUAGCACAGGAUUUCUUUGUGCUAAAUGUAAUAUCACAGAAAACAUUUUUGUUCAACAGUAAUUACCUUGUAUAACAGUUUUGGUAUAGUGAGGUUCUGUACAUUUCUUGCAUUGUUUACAAUACCAAUAUGCAGAAAUCAACUGUUCGCAUUGUAAUGUAAAUUGAUAUGUGAGAAAGUGCAAAGCCUUUUCAGUAUUGGAAAAGUUUAAAUGUACAUCAAGAUCUGCUUCAAGAUUUUUCAGCUACUGUAAAAAUUAAAUUCUAAAUUGGAGAUUUUAAAGGUGCCAGAACUAUACUUCAGUAGCUAUGUACUGAAAAGGACUUUUUCAAUAGCCCUAAAUACUUAUGAUGGCAGUGGAAGGCAAGCUAUCCAACAUGGGUUUGAUAUUGUCAUUUGUAUCAGUGAAAUGAGAUAACCUGCUCAGAUAUCAAGAAAGCUUUGGUGCAUGGAAAGAUUAGUUAACAUGCACUUCAAAUAACACUUACAUUCAAAUUCCAAAUGUCAUAUAGUACCAGAAGAUUAAAAAAUAAUGCAUUCAAGAUAAUGUUAGACAUACAAGGACAAAAUAUUGUAAUUCUGGUCAACAACAUUGAUAAUGUUUCAUCAUUGCCUGGCAUUUUUUUGUGUCUAAGCAGGACUGAAAGAUCAUUGAAUUAAUCUGUGUUGAAAGCAUGUAAAACUGCCAAGAUGUCAACAUUUGGCAUGCAAUCCUAAACUAUAGAAUGGGAAAGCUGGGGAGUAGUUUAAAUAGUAGCAUACCUGUGUGUGUAAAUCCACAGUGCACUUUGAUUAAAAUGUAAUGUACCCAUUAAUGGGGACUGGUAGGAAUGGACACAUACUGAAUAUGUUUAUAAUCUGUAUUUUGUUCAAUAAAAUCUAACAUUAAA
This is a messenger RNA of Rhincodon typus (whale shark), 11376 nucleotides long. RefSeq names its product ubiquitin specific peptidase 46 (gene usp46). Lineage: Eukaryota; Metazoa; Chordata; Chondrichthyes; Orectolobiformes; Rhincodontidae. Bases 406 to 1560 code for a protein of 384 amino acids. Gene Ontology annotation, molecular function: cysteine-type deubiquitinase activity; cysteine-type endopeptidase activity. Gene Ontology annotation, biological process: protein deubiquitination. The transcript has 10 exons. The record is from RefSeq and is a predicted model, not a curated record. Gene Ontology annotation, cellular component: nucleus; cytosol.